Cadophora gregata is the source of this 825-nucleotide messenger RNA. RefSeq lists its product as uncharacterized. Gene Ontology annotation, biological process: peptidyl-proline hydroxylation to 4-hydroxy-L-proline. The record is from RefSeq and is a predicted model, not a curated record. NCBI's taxonomy places the organism in Eukaryota, Fungi, Ascomycota, Leotiomycetes, Helotiales, Ploettnerulaceae. Gene Ontology annotation, cellular component: endoplasmic reticulum. Bases 1 to 825 code for a protein of 274 amino acids. Gene Ontology annotation, molecular function: iron ion binding; procollagen-proline 4-dioxygenase activity; L-ascorbic acid binding. The transcript has 4 exons.
AUGAUCGGGUAUAUUGCGACAAUACUGCCCAUCUAUAUCUUCGUGUAUUUGCCUAUAUCCACCAGCCUAUUCGGGACAUCGCAGAAACCGGUGGCGCCCAUCACACAGCUUAACAGCUCGCUCAUUGCGUCCAACGAGCCCCUGAAUUGCACGUCUCAUUAUUACAACACCCACAUCCUCUCUCUGGAGCCAUUAAUCAUCUACAUCGAGAACUUUCUGAGUCCAAAUGAGUCGUCCCACCUUCUGAAGAUUAGUGAAGACAAGUUUAAGCCAUCAACCGUUACAAGCGGAGCCGAAACUUUAAUCAAAACAAACGUGCGAAAUUCCGAAGUUGCCCUCAUCGAUCGAGAUGAUGUCGUUCGUUGUAUUGAGCAUAGAGCGAGGGCUUUCCAGGGAUGGCGGCCGGAUCUUCAUAUUGAGAGGCUGAGGACACAAAGAUAUCGAGAGGGUGGUCAUUACACUCAUCAUUAUGACUGGAGUGGUGCGAGCAGAAACGCCGAUAGAGUGAGCUCGUUUAUGGUCUAUGUUGACGCAGAAUGUGAAGGUGGUGGAACAGAAUUCCCAAGAAUAAGGGCACCUGAUCUCGCGGAUAGAAAAUGGUGUGAGUUUCUAGAAUGCCAGGAGGCGACCAGUGAACCAGAGGACCAAAGAAAGAAGAUGGGAGUGACUUUCAAGCCAAAGAAAGGCAAUGCUGUAUUUUGGGAGAACUUGAGAUCUGAUGGUCGAGGAUACGAGGAAACAUGGCAUGCUGGACUACCGCUCCUAUCGGGAUGGAAGGUUGGUCUGAAUAUUUGGAGUUGGGGACCUGCAAGAUGGGGUGAUUGA